UCUUCUUUCCUCUUUCCUCUGUGGAAGAACAGAGACUUUGGUCAACACAUAUCCUUCCAAUCGGGUCUACAGUUGAGUUUUCUUCAUUCCCUGCUACAUGGCCACGUUUGCCCGCAGCGCACCUCUGCCGGAGGGGAACAUACUUGUUGAGGGUGCGCAGUUUCAAGAGAUCGUGCAGAGGAGCCGCACCUUGUUACAAAAGAUCCUGCUCUCCAUUCCCGACACACACAAAUCCUGCAUUCACACAGAGACUCUACAACUUAAUUCCUCCGAAAACGCAAAGCUUGUGAUGAUGGCAUCCACCAUUGGCAUCCCCUCUGCUCCUGUAGUCACAGUUGUGUCAGAAAAUCUCACUUUGGAGACCAGUUUGACACGAAUGUCCGAGGGUCUUCAGCUGCACAGGGCCUUACUGAGCUCCGUCUCUCCUCGGCUAGAAAACAAAGACAAGGUGACUGUGCUACAGGCAGACAUCAGAGACCUCGUCAUUCAGAUCAAUAAGAUGCUUAAAAUGAUCCAAGCAGAGGCAGUAGUGCAGCCCUCACCAACCCCCGUAGCCUUGCGUCUGCCAGGGGAAUACGAGGUUCAGGUGGCAGCACACCUGACCCUGGUGCAGCUCCAGUCCUUCGGGCAGGACACGGCCCGCUUCCUCAGGAGUCUGGACCACAGCAAUGAGGACACAGAGAGCUGACCACUGACUUUGGUUCAUGUCCAAAACAUGCCUUAUUCUGCCAUUUUUUUUUACCAUAGUAUUUA
Messenger RNA from Perca fluviatilis (European perch), 753 nucleotides. It is a transcript of the gene csf3a, whose product is annotated as colony stimulating factor 3 (granulocyte) a. The transcript is spliced from 5 exons. Gene Ontology annotation, cellular component: extracellular region. The record is from RefSeq and is a predicted model, not a curated record. NCBI's taxonomy places the organism in Eukaryota, Metazoa, Chordata, Actinopteri, Perciformes, Percidae. Gene Ontology annotation, biological process: myeloid cell development; macrophage differentiation; neutrophil differentiation. The coding region runs from base 98 to 688 and encodes 196 amino acids. Gene Ontology annotation, molecular function: cytokine activity.